AACCACCAAAGAUUCCAAAAUUUGAAGCCACUACGUUCCGUAAAUAUUUCGAGAAAUCACAAAACCAAUUGGUCCCCAUGGCCAUGGCCCAUCCCCUUUCGAAUCGAUUACUAAACGUAAUCUCUUUCUGUUUUUGGGCUAUCGAAACUCCUGAAAGAAAGCAACACGAAGCAGCCCUUCCUAUCCUCGUUCUUCGAUCUUCUCUGCCCUGUUUCUGCAGACCUGCAACCACGGAGACCAAAGAACCCAAACCAAAGCAAAGUACAGUGUCGCUGUCCCGGUUGGGUGCAGCAUAAUGCUCUCUUUUAUCUCUCUGUGAAUUGGUUUGGAUUGACAUUUCGGGAGCUAUUACUGCAAUUUGUUAUGGGAUUUCCAUUUUAUGGAUUCCAUGAAGAACCAUUCCAGCAUUUCUUCCAUUUCUUAGAUUCUCGAAGAGUAUAGAAGAAGAAAUUAGGGAGAGCUACUGAGAUGGGUAGCGGCAAGCAUAGGUGGAAGAUCUCCUUCUACCGUUCUUCGCCCACUGCGUUGAAACCAGAAACGAAACAGCCCCCUAAAGAAUUUGUCUGUCCGAUUUCGGGGUCAUUAAUGGCGGAUCCAGUGAUUGUUGCUUCGGGUCAUACUCUCGAGCGCAUCUGCGUUCAGGUUUGUACAGACUUGGGUUUUACACCUAUACUCACCAGCGGCUCGAAACCCAAUUUCUCUACUGUGAUCUCAAAUGUCGCCAUUAAAUUGACCAUUCUCAACUGGUGUCACGCCAAUGGCGUCGAACGGCCCACACCUCCGGAGCUCAGCUCGGUGGAGAAGCUUGUCCGUUCACUAAUACCGCCCCAGGAAGAGAAAUCACCCAUCAAAGGCAAGACAGGGCAAGAAGAAGAGAAGGAACAGGAUGAGGUGCUUAAAGGAGUAGCGGAGAAGCCUCCGGUGAAAUUUUCUUACGCAGCGACGGAGCUAAAUGGGAGGCCGUCUCACUUGUACACCAGUUCCGAGGAAUCGGUGAAUACGGGGAUUCCCAGCACGCCUCUACCGUUCGCGACGCGACCCUCUUGUUACUCAUCUUCUUCAUCGUCUCUCGAUAAUGUUGCAGACGAAACUCUGAACCUAAUGUCGCCGGAAGAGGAGGAGAUCUUUUUCAAGAUCAAGAGCUUACAAGUAUUCGAGCAAGAGGAGGCCGUGAUCUCACUGAGAAAGAUCACCCGAACCAACCCAGAAAUGAGGGUUUCGCUCUGUAACCCUCGAUUGCUUUCGGGGCUAAAAUCUCUCAUGACCACACGCUACUCCUCCAUCCAAAUAAACGCAAUGGCAUCGCUGGUGAAUCUGUCGUUAGAGAAGAUCAACAAGGUAAAGAUCGUAAGGGCGGGGAUCGUUCCACCGCUAAUCGAUGUGUUGAAGGGAGGAUUCUCUGAAGCACAGGAACACGCGGCGGGUGCCCUCUUCAGCCUUGCGCUUGACGAUGAUAACAAGAUGGCGAUAGGCGUAUUAGGUGCGUUGCCACCGCUGCUACACAUGCUCCGGUCGGAAAGCGAACGGGCUCGGCACGACUCGGCGCUCGCUCUGUACCACCUCUCGCUGGUUCAAAGCAAUCGCUCCAAGCUUGUGAAGCUUGGUUCUGUGCCGACCCUGCUAGCAAUGGCGAAGGGAGGGGACCUGGCAAGUAGGUCUCUGCUAAUACUUUGCAACUUAGCGAUUUGUGCGGAAGGGCGCACUGCAUUACUAGACGCGACUGCGGUGGAAUGCUUCGUGGAGAUGUUGAGGAAGAACGAGUUGAACUCGGAAUCAACUCGGGAGAACUGCGUUGCGGCGUUGUAUGCGUUGAGUCAAGGGAGUCUGAGGUUUAAAGGGCUGGCGAAGGAGGCGGGAGCGGCGGAGGUGUUGAGAGAUGUGGAAGUGAGAGGGAGCGAACGAGCCAAGGAGAAGGCUAAGAGGAUACUACAGACGAUGAGAGGGAGUGAGAGAGACGAAGAAGACGAGGAAGAGGAGGUGGACUGGGAGGGGAUGUUGGACUCGGAGACGCUGAGUCGGACUCGUCUCCGAUUCAUCGGUUGUUAACUCGUCAGAGUUGAGGUUGUCAGCUUGAUAGUUUGAUUCCUAUAUGGAAUGGUUUUUGCAGUCUGGGGGGUUUCUUUUGUGUUUUCCCCAUCUGCCCCUUCUCCCUUCCAAAUUCCCACUUGUGUCUGAUAUGUAAAUAAAUUAUUUUUCUGUUUUUUCGGGGCCAA
Molecule: messenger RNA, 2213 nt
Organism: Macadamia integrifolia
Lineage: Eukaryota; Viridiplantae; Streptophyta; Magnoliopsida; Proteales; Proteaceae
Product: U-box domain-containing protein 38-like
Exons: 1
Coding region: 469-2046 (525 amino acids)
Biological process (GO): protein ubiquitination
Cellular component (GO): cytoplasm; nucleus
Molecular function (GO): ubiquitin-protein transferase activity; protein binding
Source: RefSeq, a predicted model, not a curated record